AUGGAUGACUUCUUAUUGAAUGAGUUGGUACCAAAUGAUCCUCAGCUAACACAAUGUUACCAUAACCUCGGCAACAUUGCUGCAAUGACAGAAGAGUACGAUAAAGCUUUUUGUUAUUUAAGCAAAGCCCUCGAACUCGAUCUGAAAACGGUACCAAUCGACGAUUCCUCAACAGGAAUCACAUACAUGACCAUUGGUAAUGUAUAUCAACUAAAGGAAGAUUAUGAAAAUGCACUGAUAUAUUAUAGGAAAGCGCUCGAUCUCAAACUGAAACCCGUUGGCCAAAUAGAUUUAGAAACGACCACGAUUUAUAUGAAUAUUGGUAUCGCUUACUGGAGACUACGAAAUUAUGAUUCAGCAGUCGAGAAUUUAAAUGAAUGUUUACGUGUUCGAGCAACGAUUUAUCCCGAGGCACAUCCAGAUCUGGCCGAAACAUUGGUGAAUAUUGGGCUUGUAGAAAAAGCUAGAGGAGAAUAUGCUAACGCUUUGUCGUUGUACAACAAAGCACUUGAGAUUCAACUGACAUGUCUUCCUGAAAAUCAUCCUCAUCAAGCUGCAACAUACAUGAAUAUAGGCGCAGUGCAAGGUGAAUAUGACCAAAAUUAUGAAUCGGCAUUAGCAAGUUUCGAUCGUGCAUUGAAUAUAUUUAGAAUAUCUAUGCCACCGUCACAUGUAUACAUCCAAAUAGCAGAAGAGAACAUUGAAGAAAUUCGCGGCAAAAUGGCAUGA
This is a messenger RNA of Didymodactylos carnosus, 729 nucleotides long. The record is from the annotation of a GenBank genome assembly. Lineage: Eukaryota; Metazoa; Rotifera; Eurotatoria; Philodinida; Philodinidae.